AGACGAUCUGCGCUAGGCCAGGAGUGGGAAAUGCAUGAGUCUUGGCAAGGGGUCUCGAUUCCCGAAGCUGACGACGGCACCUUCCUUCUUUCGAGCCCCAACUCCAACAAGUUCCCAUCUCAAGGCGAGCCUGAGACUCGACCUUUGGUCGAUGUCUAGCCGGAAUCUUAUCCUUCAUCACCUAGAAAGUGUAGAGCGUGGACUUCACUACAAUCAUGCCCGCAUCUGUGCAGACUCGCCUCCAGUUCAUUACCACAACCGCAGAAAAUAAUUCGCCCAGUCUACGUCCGCGUCAGAAACGCCAAGUCCGGAGUCACGCGGCGCGCAGUAGGGCGGGUCGACCUCAAGUCCAUCAGCGACCUUUAUCAUCAUGGCUCCAUCAGCAGUGCGAUGGGCCAGCAAGCGGCGCAAUUGGAGACCAUGAAGCACUCCCGCCACUGCUCGAGCCCGAACCCGCUCACCUACCCGUCGACUAUAGCCUGCUACAGCUGCCGUCUCACGUGGAGCCUCGAGUCCUCCAUGAUGCUUUGCCAUUCUUCCGAAUGGCGCAGGAAAGAAUCUACCCGAAAGACGUAUGCUAUAUACUGGUCGAACUUGACGCAACAUGGCUUGCCCACAUGAUUUCCGACCCUGUCUACUUCAACGCCGUGGCGUUUGCGACCCAGGGUUAUUUUGAGGUGGUUUCGCAUGGCCACCUAACAGCCAAGCCUCUCCUUUAUCUGACCCGGACCCUGCAACUCCUACGACAAAGACUCGACAGCCCCGAUAACCCAGGGGUUAACGCGAAUUCGACGAUGAUGACCAUCGUGCUCCUGGCUUUGGUGUCGGAGGAAAUCGAGCCUGGCGAGAACAUCGCCAAUCAUCUGGCGGGGUUGGAGAAGCUCGUUGGUCUUCGCGGUGGCCUUUCGCGAGUUCGCUCACAGGGUGAGGAGCUAUGGACCAAAGUUUGCAGGAUGGACAUCGUCGUUGCCAUUAGGUUUGACACGAAGCCAAGAUUCUUCCGAGACACCAUGUCCUGGUCAUCCUAUCUUCUUAAGAAUCAAUUGAAAGAGAGAAGACCAGACGCCAACGCUGAAGAGUUAGCGCAGUACAUCUCUGCCAAGAAUACAGAUUUGGGUAACGUGUGGCUGGACUGUAAAAUCUUCUGCGAUCUGGCCAACCUGGCUCAUCAAUCCGGGAAUUUGAUGCGCUCGGAAGACUUUGCAGAGAUCAUGCUGUCCAUUCUCUACCGCCUCCUUCAUCAUUCUCGCAUGGCGGACGUCGUGCAGGAGACUCUUCGUCUUGGCAUGCUGGCAUACAUCACGUCCAUAUACCUUGGCGAGACCAGCAUUGGCAUCGACCAGAGGCGACAUCUCAUGCAUCUUUUCACUUCCUCGCUUACAAAGCUCGAAGUGAACGUGGAAACGAUACCCGCACCACUUGGCUUUUGGUUGCUGUUCAUUUGGCACACCUUGACUUCCCCGCCAGAUGCUGCUGCGCAUCUCGACGCCUGGCUUGCUCGCCUCGCUGAGCAGCUUGACGUCGACGACUGGGAGGAGGCUCGUACCCUCCUCAAGGCGUCCCUGUGGAUCAACGUCCUUCAUGACCAUAUGGGAAAGCGUGUGUUUGAUACUCUGCGGUCGCGAAUAGGCAGAAGCAGGGCCUCUACAUCCUCAGCACAUGACAUAGCAUGAGAAGUGCUACGCCAAUGUCGCAAAGAUAUCGAAGUCUGUCGCCACAAUUAUUGUGCCUAUAAAUGAGGCUGCUGGGCACACAAAGUUGACCGGCUCCCUGCCACCUCUUCAGCUUUUCGCGACACCCCGCAAGCCCAUGGCAUGGCGCCACAAAGCACUCGCCCAAGGCCAGGCAGCCAGGCGGCCAAGGCCACGUGGCAGCUAAC
Emericellopsis atlantica is the source of this 1879-nucleotide messenger RNA. RefSeq lists its product as uncharacterized. The coding region runs from base 216 to 1673 and encodes 485 amino acids. The transcript is spliced from 2 exons. Lineage: Eukaryota; Fungi; Ascomycota; Sordariomycetes; Hypocreales; Bionectriaceae. The record is from RefSeq and is a predicted model, not a curated record.